Rhopilema esculentum is the source of this 4756-nucleotide messenger RNA. RefSeq lists its product as uncharacterized. Gene Ontology annotation, biological process: regulation of transcription by RNA polymerase II. Lineage: Eukaryota; Metazoa; Cnidaria; Scyphozoa; Rhizostomeae; Rhizostomatidae. The record is from RefSeq and is a predicted model, not a curated record.
AAAUGCGAAGGAGAACGGCGAGACGCCAUUAUGGAGCGCGCCAUUCGCAGAUGAUUGCUUCACUUUCUUCUUAUUACACUAAGGCGAGUUUCACGUCACUUUGCAAUGACCUGGCCAGAAGGGAAGCGCAGGUUGAAAGCGCACUAUCGUAGAUGUCUUCGUUAUUAACUUCGCAAACACUUAUGGGAUGAUUUCGAAACAAGCCUCAAGUAAAAGAAUAUGUUCGCAUGGCGAAGAAUCUGAAACAAGAAAGAGAUCAAAGCCAAGUCUGGAUAUUGCUGACUGGAAAGAUGAAAUUCAGUUCAGAAGUCCUGCAUCUCCAGCAGCCACCCAGCUCAAAACAGAUAACAAUGGUAGAAAACCAGCAGAGGUUUUCAGAACCGACUUUAUUACUGCAAUGAAGGUCACUGAUAACGUCAACUUUUCAUCUGGAAAGACUUAUGAACUCACAGACCCAUGGAGGCAAGAAUGGGAGAAAGGUGUUCAGGUUCCUGUAAACCCAGAUGCAUUACCAAAGACUUCACUUAGAAAAAAAGAGAAUCCACAACAAGAAAAGAGAUACAGUGCAUUUUCGUUGCCUAAAGCAAGAAUAACACAUGAAAACCCGGAACUCGUUCAUUCAAGUGAAAAGACAACUGUUUGUCUGUAUGAUCUUGACGAUUCUGACGUGGAGUGGCUUAAAACAAUGAAGGGUUCUGUGAAGAGAGGAAGUAACAUUGAUGAAUCUGCAAUGGAGAAAGCCAUUACCUACUUUGAGAGAAAGUGUUUCGAAAAUAUGGCGCAUGCUGUUGCAACUAAGAAAGGCCUAAGCAUUGAGUAUGAUGACACAACAAUCUGUGACGUCUGUUUGUCGCCUGAUACAGAAGAUAGCAAUGAAAUUGUAUUCUGUGAUGCCUGCAAUAUGUGCGUUCACCAGGCCUGCUAUGGAGUCCAGGACAUCCCAACAGGCACCUGGCUGUGCAGACCUUGUUCAAGGGGUGUUCUCUCGCCCCAUUGCGUUAUAUGUCCAAACAAAGGAGGAGCAAUGAAAAGAGUGAAAAAUUCAUUUGAGUGGAUCCACGUGAUUUGUGCCUGGUGGGUACCUGAGGUUAAAAUCGAAGAUACAGAUAAUGUUGAGAAAAUGACAGUCGAUAAAAUACCAGCUAGUCGUAAAAAUCUUUGCUGUUCUCUUUGCCGAGAGAAAGUUGGUGCUUGUAUUCAAUGCUCUGUUAAAAGAUGCGUAGUAGCGUAUCAUGUGACCUGUGCUGUGAAGGAGGGCCUCGAAAUGAAGACCGUCAUGAUGCACGAGAAAGACGAUGUUCAGCAUAUUUCAUAUUGUAAACGACACUGCAUUCCGCAACCACAAGAAAACGUCAAACAGCGAGCUGGGGACGAGGUGGAGAACCAAAGACUGAAAGAGUUACAAAAACUGCAAGACAAAUUCUACGGUUUGGUUGACCUGAGAAGUUCUGCACGAGAGCUGCGGCUAGGACGAGAUAUAACUCAAAAGCUGCUCAGCUAUUGGAUUCUUAAGAGACAGGCAAACCAAAGCCGGCCUUUGAUGCCAUUAACCACCGAACAGCAAGAGAAGUUGAGUGGAAAACAAGGCAUCUAUCUUAUUCAAGAGCAAAUCAACGUUGAGAUGGAGAGAUAUGGCCUUCUCCGGCAGGACCUUGAAAGGUUACGAAACCUGUGUUACUUAAUAAUUCGUCGGGAGAGAGGCAAAAGAGAAGUGCACAAAGCAUCGCAGGAAGUCUUCUACAAACAGGAAACGAUUUUAAGUACAGAAGGAGAGUCGAUGGGCGAUGAAGAGUUCAGAAGGAUAUCAUCAGGAAAUACGUUGAUGCGGUUUACGAAAUUUCCCUAUUACGCUCCCGAUGGGCCUCCAUACGCUGAUCACGCGGAAACACCACACGAUGAAGAGAUGUUGUGGAAAAUGACGAAACUUUGAAUAGUGAGACAACUGUCUCGAAUGCUGGUGAGAAAGGAGAGAUAACGGAUGAAUUAAAUUCCAGUGAACCAGAUGAAUAUAUAUGCAUUGAAAAGUAUCAGUUCGAAAAUGGUAAAAUGGAAGUAAGUACGCAUUUAGAUCUUUCACCGGGUAAAACAGAUACGGUCAGAAACAAUAGUAGCACGGCAUCUGAUACAAACCCGCCCGUUGCUGUCGUCACAGAACAACAAAGGAAAAGAUCAGUCGAAGAAAAGAUCGAAACGAGCUAUUCAUUCCAGUGUAAAAGUGACACAGAAAAUACGAUCGAAAAAAGUGUUCAUGGAAUAGAAACUGUAAUGGCAGAGACUAUCGAUAAGAAUAUUAUUCAUCUAGAUACUGGCAUAGAAGCUGCGUCUGCAGAAUCAUCUUCACAGUGUAAAAGUUCGUCUCCGUCACGAAAACCCAGACAAAGACGUAACUUGUCUCACAGCCCUUCAAGGGUCUUGAGAUCAAGUCGACGCUCUGUUGUUAACGGAAAAGGGAGCAGGCAUUGUGUUGCCAAGAAUAAAAAAGAAUGUGAGACAGAACCUGCCGAUAUAAGGAGCGAACCUUCAAGGUUAUCAGGACCCAACGACGAAAGUGUUAGCUGUGCAUCUCAUGGGCCGAUAACGGAACAUUCGAAAAAGUCUGAAGCAGGAAUGUCUUUUCUUACUGAAGUUUCAGUAAAAGGCGAUUCAUUAGUUGACUCGCAAUUAGAUAAAACAGAAACCACGGCUUUAUGCCAACAAAUUAGGCUAUUUUCAGAAGUGACAGGGGAUUUGAAUCGUAACAAAACUUUUGGAAACAAUGUUAUUGAAAAUCAAAUGGAGGAAUGUGAUGGCUGUAAUUUCGGUACAAGAGGCGACAACGCUUCAACGUUGCGCGGCCGUUCCAAUGAUACUGUUACCCGAAGCUCGACCCUCUCUACGCCUAAUACUGACGAUAUUGUGGGUAGAUUGCAAUGCAGUGGAGCUCGUGUUCUCUCUCCAAGUUCGAAAAUGCUACCUAAAGACGAUUUAGAACUUUUACGUCUCAACAACGGACCAUCAGACUUUAAUAAUGAUUUUAAAAAAGACGACACAUAUCUUUAUUUCAUAAAGGUGCAAAACGCUCUUCGAUUAGCAGUGAGUUAAAUGGCAUCUCUGAUUUAAACGAACCCAAAAAGCCGCUUGUAAAUGGUCUUGGAAAUAGCGCGAGCAGGCUUGGGGCGAUUCUUUGCAAUAAUCUGAAAAACUCUGAUGAAAAUAGCAUGGAAGAUAAACCAUUAAACUCACUACACUGCAAGGAUAUUCUUGCUAAUAAGAAAACAAAUGAUCGAAUUUUUAAGCUAAAUGAAAUCAACCAAAUAAACUGCAUAGAUGACUUCCAUCUUUUGAAAAGUUGUCCUAUUGGAAAUUGUCGCCAAGACCACAAACCACCGCGACCCAAGCUUAAUUUUAUUGCUGAAAAUCAAGAGAUGGACAGACACUCUGAAACAGAAGACAAAAUGGUUAACGGGAAAACUGGCUCUCUGAAACUAGGACAGUCGUUAAAAAAUCCUGUUGUUGUACUAAGUGAGAUACCCAAUAUUGCAUUUUAUAAAAAAGUAAGUCCAUGUACAUUGAACGGUAUGAGUGAAUCUCCUAAGAAAACACGAAGGUAUUCAGAUUUACCAAGUCCUGCUUUUCCUCGAACUGUCAUUGACGAUUUAGUCGCGUGCCCGCAGAGGCUCACAAGAGGCCGUACGCAGCUCAUGAUGUCAGGAGAUGACGGAAGAAAAUCCCGUAAAGCUUCCAAACGGAGGAGAAAAUCGAUGUUCGAACUGGGAACAGGCAGGGAUAUGGUGCUGGAACUGUCUUCCUCUGAUACCGAAUCGCCUAUUUCACCGCAAAGGCUGACAAGAAGACGCUUACGAUGGUUGGGAUCUGGGGGAUCGAAUUCAAACGAGAUGGAAGUUAUUGAUGAACUGGAUUGUUCUCGUGAUGAUUUUCAUAUCAACGUGAACAAGAAAGCAUCAGCUAGCGAUCCAAACACAGAUGCGCUUAUAGGACAGGCUGCGAAACGUAUUCACGUGGACGAAAUAACUGGUAGUCCAACAAGACUAACGAGAGCACGUGUCAGAUCAUUAGGCCUAGAUCAGGGAUUCGAGAUUUAGUAUGUACUCAAUGCUAUUUUAUUACUUUCUUGAUCCUUUUUUACUAUUCAGUUUCCUUGAAGGCCCAUAGCAUUUCCAGCCAACGCUGAUAUCCAAUUCCUGUACUAUUUUGCAUCAAUAACUGACAGAUGAGAUAGCAUUACCUUUAUAAGGAGUUUCGUAUGCAGCUAGCUCAGUAGUAUUCACCUCCCUUUACUAGUUUUUACAAAUAUUGUCUUUUAGCUUUAUGACGUAGGUUUCAAUCGUCAAAUGUGUAUAGAAAGGCGGAAAAUGAAUAAUGAAAAUCGAAUAUCAACCAUCCUAACUCCAUAUUUAUCGAACAGACGACUGUCUUCAGAUGGUUGCAAGCCAUCCCUUGACUUCAUUAACUGCUUUCUAUCUUGUUAAAAGUUUCUUUUUUGUUUUGCAUUUCAUUGAUAAUGAUCCCUUGUAACUGACUGUUGCCAUAUCACGCCAUUGUCCGUCCUAAUGAAUUCAGAUUUAACCUAAACUCCCAAUCUAAGAAAUCUUUGUGUUUGUGUCUUUAACAAUCGUACAAGUUUGUACUUUUACAUCAAAUUUUGUUGCUUUUAGGAUAAAAUGUAUAAUUACAGCGCGAAGAUUUUCGCAUUUGUAUUUUACUGCGGCUGUACUUCAGCCUGAAAAUAUUAGUAUUACGUAGAAUGUGAAAAUUA